Molecule: messenger RNA, 1945 nt
Organism: Sceloporus undulatus (fence lizard)
Lineage: Eukaryota; Metazoa; Chordata; Lepidosauria; Squamata; Phrynosomatidae
Product: protein IMPACT-like
Exons: 13
Coding region: 16-1143 (375 amino acids)
Biological process (GO): regulation of translational initiation
Cellular component (GO): cytoplasm
Molecular function (GO): protein binding
Source: RefSeq, a predicted model, not a curated record
GCUAUUUACAGCGAGAUGCAAAUCCCCAAGGGAUUGGAACAGAUAGGAAUAGUACUUUCCAGAUGUGCAUGCAGAUUAAAAAAAAAUACAGGCCCACUUGCAUUAAGAAUUUUCUUCACUGAACACAAUUUCCAAGGGGCGGGGCGAGACGGAAGAGACCUGUGUGGCUCUGAAAGAUGCAAAAUGGCGGCCAGUGACCCGGAAGCGGAGCAGAAGCGAAUAGAAGAAAUUGAAGCCCUGUCUGCUAUAUAUGGUGAUGAAUGGUGUGCUAUUGAUGAAGAUGAGAAAAUUUUCUGCAUUCGAGUUAGUGAAUGCUUGGAAGAGCCAAAGUGGACUCUCUGUCUACAGGUGAUCCUGCCACCUGAAUAUCCAACAGCUGCUCCACCUAUUUAUCAGCUUAAUGCUCCUUGGCUUCAGGGACAGGAGUAUGCAGAACUAGCAAAUAAUCUUGAAGAAAUCUAUAUACAGAAUCUUGGUGAAAGUAUCCUUUAUUUAUGGGUGGAGAAGAUACGGGAGUUUCUGAUAGAAAAAUCACAGUCUUGUGAUUCAGCAGGGCCAGAGGUCAAAAAAAGUAUGGAAGAAAUUGAUGUGGAGCAUGAAGAAUCUCUGCUGGAUUACCUGCCCUUACAAGAGUGCACCACGUUAACAGUGAAUUUUGAUCUGUCUGAAAGGCAAGAAGGUGAAGAGUUACCUCCAAUUUAUCAUGGAAAUCCAAUUACAGACAGAAGAAGCACUUUCCAGGGGCAUUUAGCACCAGUAGUGAGCCCAAAACAGGUGAAAAAUGUACUUGCUGAGCUGUACAAGAAUAAAAAAAUAGCCAAUGCUACUCACAACAUAUAUGCAUAUAGGAUAUAUUGUGAAGACAAGCAGACUUUCUUACAGGAUUGUGAAGAUGAUGGUGAGACAGCUGCAGGUGGUCGUCUUCUCCAUCUCAUGCAGAUUUUGGAUGUCCAUAAUGUUUUGGUUGUGGUGUCCCGCUGGUAUGGUGGUAUCCUGCUUGGACCAGAUCGUUUUAAACACAUCAACAAUUGUGCCAGGAAUAUACUUGUGGAAAAGAACUACACUAAUUCAGCUGAAAAUUUAUCAAAGCACUCGGGGAAGAACAGAAGAGUAAGAAAAGACAAGAAGAAAACAGAACAUUAAUUCAUUUCAGAAAAUUGCACAGCCAUCUUUUGUCUAUGUGUAUGCAAUCACUCACUUGCUGAAAGAAACUUUUGAAACUGUAAAUGUUUCAUUGUAAAGACAUGGACACACUUUUCAGUAACAACGAAUUCUUCCUAGAAAGAAAAUUCAACAGUAGAAUCCCUUUUACUUUUUACAGUGUUUCAGCUAAUGAGGAUGAAAUGAGUUCUUAUGUAUAUUCAAUUAUUUAAUUGGUGUUUUUUUUAAAAAAAAAAAUUAAAUGAGGAAAAACAUAAUUUUAUUAUUGUCUGGGAGAGUUUUUCAUAACAAAUAGCAGUAGGAAUCCAUUGCAUCAAGGAGGAUUCUUGAAUGUCCUUGAAACUACACCUUGAAGUUUUGGUUUGUACUGCAGUUUUGGUUUCCAGUUCUCUUUGUUAGUAGUAUUCUGUGCUAUUGUCUGGCUCUUCUAGGGGAUGUUGAUCUUAAGCAAUACAUAAUUUUCCUCUGCUGAAAACUAUGGGAUGUAAAAGUGCUUAAUGCUGGGUGACUCAUAUUUUCAAAUCUAUUGUUUACAUGAAAGAGACAAAUAUGAUUGUCUUUGAACUCUGGUGAAUCUAACUCAGUUUCACCCUUCACCUUAGCAGUUUGAAGCUGCUGCCAACACAAGUAACACUUUAGUAAAGGACUUUUGGAUGGAGGAGCCCCAUGACCAAAAGAUAAGGUUGGAAAGUAAAGUUUUCAAAACUGAUUGCCUUAAUUAUGUAAGAUUCUUGCUUCGUUAUUUUUAAAACAGCAUGAAUAAAAGCCAUCUAGUCUGCUCCCA